AUGUCUGCCGCACAAAACAUUCCCAUCCGUCAGCGCGACGACCCCUCUGCUGUCACCAACAGCUUCGACCCCUCCACCAGCCCUACCCAAACCCAUAUCUCGCCGUCAGCGAGCUUCAGCCAUCGCUCCAACUCUCAGUCCGUCUCUGCAAAGCAGCUGAAGCCCUUCAACACCCAAGAUGUCAAGGUCCUGCUGCUUGAGAACAUCAACGUCACUGGUCAGGACAUCCUAAGACAACAGGGCUACCAGGUUGAGGCCCUCAAGGCUUCGCUACCCGAAGACCAACUCAUUGAGAAGAUCAAGUACGCUGCAUCCCAUGCCUACGCCUUUCCUCUCUAA
Molecule: messenger RNA, 339 nt
Organism: Aureobasidium vineae
Lineage: Eukaryota; Fungi; Ascomycota; Dothideomycetes; Dothideales; Saccotheciaceae
Source: the annotation of a GenBank genome assembly